Messenger RNA from Dreissena polymorpha, 3189 nucleotides. RefSeq lists its product as uncharacterized. The coding region runs from base 799 to 2598 and encodes 599 amino acids. Gene Ontology annotation, cellular component: phosphatidylinositol 3-kinase complex. Gene Ontology annotation, molecular function: 1-phosphatidylinositol-3-kinase regulator activity. The transcript has 10 exons. Lineage: Eukaryota; Metazoa; Mollusca; Bivalvia; Myida; Dreissenidae. Gene Ontology annotation, biological process: phosphatidylinositol phosphate biosynthetic process. The record is from RefSeq and is a predicted model, not a curated record.
GUCAGCUGUCAAUAGUCGGAUCAUUCAACAUACAUAUUUAACAUUAUGCACGUUCGCUCUUAUUGUUUUAAACUGUCGUCUGCUAAAGGUAUACUUUGGUAAUGACGAAGCGUAACUUUAAAACAUAACACUUUUUGCAGUUAAACGGUCGUAUUGGAAAAGGAUAUACAUUCACAAUAAAAAACUCGGUUUUAAAAUAUGGUAAACAAUAGCUAACCGUAUUGUGGCGGUAUUUUGAAUCCAGAAUUGAAUUUGAAUGUGACGGUACAUGAUCAGCUGUUAAAACGUUUAAUACUGUUCAUAGACAUUCAAUUACACGUCAAAUGUACUUGUGCAUGACUUAACAGUUGCAGUAUGUGAAAUGAGUGAAUAAACAACCAUAUUGGUGUAGUGAUACGGAUUAUUUAAUUGUCGUGAAUAAUCAGUAUACUGCGCGUUGAAACACACUUAUUAUUAAACAUAUGAUUUUAAAGCAGUGCACAUAUUUCCUAAUGUAAAUUUUCUUUGAAAUGAAUAAAUUGACCUAAUAGUGCUUUGCUUUGAGUAGAAACUUCCGGCAUGUUUACACAGUUUCAUUCGCGAUAAAACAGAAUGAUAAAUAAUAUUGGCUAUAAACGUAUCGGAGUAACAAAUACUUAUUUUAGCUUUUGUGAACAGCUGACUAUGUAGAUUACCGGAUUGGCUGUAUUAGCGAGCAUUAUAAUUUUCGAUUCGAAGUAUUUCUUCGUAAAAGUGGUAGGUUACCGGUGAUGUACGUUUAAGGAAAAUAAAUACACUUGACUCGGAGCAAGUAUAGCCAUGGAUCAUCAAGGACUUAACGAUCUUAGCGCUGGAAGCAUCGAUGAUAAUACACGUGUUCCUGAGACAAAUUAUGCGCUGACAUCUGCAUCUUGGAAAAAAGUGAGAGACAAUUUGGAAAAAGUACGGCGAGAAAUAGAAAGCAACAUUUAUAGUUUACCUCAAAAUACUUUUCAUCAACGCGGUAAACAACCAGUUGAAAAUACAGAGGACCCUUCUAUUACACAUGUUAGUAGUAAUAGUUCUACUAAAGAUGAAACCAACGUAAAACAGCCACACAGAGAAAGUGGCAAUAAAGAAGGCAGCGAACAAGUAUAUUCUAGAUAUAUUCAGUGUGGGGACAGAAAUUUCAUGUUGAUAUGCGAACCGAAGAACAAACCACAGGAAAAAGUUGUGUACAAGCAAGAGGGCAACAGAAAUAUCAUGAUACACCUUAGAGUCAGUUCGAACGUAUACCAGUUAGUACAACAGGUGAAAGACUCCCGGAAUAUGCAGGUGAUUCCUCUGGAUUCGGAGGGCGAAGUUUGGUUGGAGAUCAAACGCCGUAGUCAGGUUAGAAAGCAAUCCAGAUCGUCAGAUACGAAUGAAUCCAUCUUUACGGAAAUGACUACGUUGGCCUCGUCAGAAAGAGAAAAAUGUAGAUCGCAAGGCAAGAAGGAAUCUUACUUUACGGAUUCAGGGUCGUUGGCUUCGUCAGAAAGCGACAAUCUCCAUUAUGACACACAUGUAUAUAAACGUGAUGUGGACGAAGACAGUUAUCACGGCGAUGACUAUGACAACAGAAAGGGAGCAAGAAGGCGAAGCAUUGAAGAAAAUUCAUACGUAUCUAAUACAAAAGGCACUGAUGAAUGGAAGGACUGUCAUUAUGAAAUUCUAAGUAUUUCAGAAGAUACAGAUCUACUGAAAAUGAGAUUUUCUAAAAAAAGAGAGGGAAAACUUGAAGAUUUAGAAAGACUUGUCCUAAGCCACCACAGAGUUUGCGAUUUUCUGCGUGACUCGUCUAAUGACUUCGACGCCUCGCUUUGUGACUGGAUGUACCAGAGCGACGAAUCCAUAUAUAGUUACAUCACGGGGCGAACACCGUGUAAUGUUACUGGUGUAGAGGAAGUGAAUCCUGAAGACGACGUUAUACCAGGUAUAUGGACGGAAGAGGAAAAUGAACCCUUAUAUCAGGAAACAAAGAAUGAAGAACUGGAGAUUCCGACGCACCAGAAAGCCAUUCCAACGUCACCUUCCACUUUGCCUAUUGUACCACCUCGUUCUCCUCGCAUUGGCACCGUUGUCCCGGUACGUACACCAGUACCGCAAGUGCCACCCGUACCACCGCAUGUCCCGACCCAUCGCGCUACACUGACAGUACAACCCGCACCACUUCCCGGGUCGAAUCAACCGCUCUCUGAUGAUUCGGGAUUCAGAACAUCUUCGCACUCUUCUAGACGCGACCGCAUUCAAGAUUGUGAAUGGUAUCGCGGACAGCUUGGCAAAAAAGAAGCCAAAGAGGAACUCGAAAGAAAACCGCCCGGAACAUUUCUUGUGAGACAGGCUACAACAAAUACUGCUGAACCGGGCGGAUCGCUGCAUGUCUUCACACUGGAGUUUGUGGACGAACACUGCCGCAUCAAGAAAUUGAUGAUAAUGAAAACUGGGGACGUGUAUCAUUUCAAGGAAUUCGAGAUGCAGACAUUUGAAAAUAUAUCUGACCUCGUGGCAAAAGUUCUAACCAGUGGAUUGGAAAUCAAAGACUCCAGAACACAUUUAUGGACUAUAUUUCAAGUAAAACCUGCUUGGCGAAAAACGUGAGGUAUACCUUCACAUGUAUAUUAAUAUAAACAUUUCGAUAUUUUGCCACAUGUGUUUUAAUUAUUAAAAAUGUUAGAAUUAAAAAUUAGCAAAGUGUUCCAACUCUUUAGUAUGGCCGAUAUUCGGAUUAACGAUCGAGGACAUGUACCUGAUAACUUAUGAUGCAUUAUUUUAUAUAUUGACAUAAGGAUUAUGAAGACAACUCGGCAAACGUUAGUUUUUGAAGUAUUAUGAAUACUGACUUGUUCAAUUCGAAGACUUGCUCAAUUUACUUUAUGGACAGACUAUCAUUUGUAGAGGUUGAAUAGCGAACAUGUUUUUAUUACUUUCCUUUAACGUGUUAAUAGCCUAAUCGAAACCAUUGAAAAAGAUGAAUACCUUCAUGGCAAACUAGAAGUACGCUGUGUGAAUAAGUGAUAUUGUUUGCAGUAAAAUGGUGUUUUUUUUAAAAUAUUUUAUCUCAACUGUGCUCUUUGUGUACAUUUUAAGUGGAACUACAUUUACAAUACUUGCAAUGUAUUUGCAAUACAUGUGUAAGUAAACUUUUCAUUAGCAUACGCGUUUUGAUGGAAAUAAAAUUGCUUAAUAUUG